AGGGGUCAAUUUCGAAAUGAAAUCCGUUAGGGUACGUAAAUUAGCCGUGACGUCACAGCCGCCAUUAUGAAUCCGGGACCUUCAUCGGCUACCCUGUCUCUCGGCCUGAGCCCAGACCGAGAUUCAGAGAAAUGUAAACAAACACGAGUCAGACUUGAUAUAGGAGUGAAUUUGUUGCUUUUUCGAGGGGCAGUGGGUCUGUACAUGCGUGAGGUGGCGAGGGGCGUGGCCAAGGGGCGGCUAGCAGCGUGUGCCACCAGGGAAAUGUGUACCAACAUAAUGAAGACGCCAGGCAAGGAAGCUUACGGCAGAGUCCUUCUGGUGCGGAAGGCAUCGGGGAAGGACGCAGGGAAGUUGUGUGCCACGGAGGUUCUGAAGAAAGCGACCAUCGUACAGAAGAAGAAGAAGAAGACAACUGAGCACACCAAGACAGAGAGGCAGGUGUUGGAGGCAGUGCGGCAGAGUCCCUUCCUGGUCACCCUUCACUGUGCCUUCCAAACUGAUGCUAAACUCCACCUUAUCCUUGACUACAUCAGAGGAGGAGAACCGUUCACUCACCUUUACCAGAGAGAAAGGUUCCACGAGGAUGAAGUCUGUCUCUACGUUGAAGUCAUCCUUGCCCUUGACCAUCUGCACAAACUUGGUAUCAUCUAUCGAGACAUCAAGCUUGAAAACAUCCUCCUGGACUCGGAUGGCCACAUAGUAUUGACAGACUUUGGCCUCAGCAAGGACUUCCUCUCUCAUGAAACGGAACACAGAGCAUACUCCUUCUGUGGCACAAUUGAGUACGUGGCCCCCGAGGUGGUGCAGGGAGGAGCUCACGGCCACGAUCAGGCUGUGGACUGGUGGAGUGUGGGAGUGUUAACAUAUGAACUGUUAACUGGAGCCUCGCCUAUCACGGUGGAAGGUGAAAAGAAUAACCAGCAGGAGAUUUCAAGACGAAUCCUGAAAACACAGCCACCGUUGCCCAGUGGUGUAUCGCCAGAGGUCAGAGACUUAAUUUCAAGACUCCUCGUGAAAGACCCUCACCAGCGGUUAGGGGGAGGGCCACGGGACGCGCUAGAGAUUAAGGACCGUGUAUUUUUUAAGGCACACACCUACAUUGUGAUGGAGCUCCUUGGAGGUGGAGAGCUGGCUGCUUCAGAGGAUCAGGAAACACGAGAGGUUCACAGAGGCUCAGGCUUCAGUCAUCGUGAGGAACCUGGUGUCAGCAGUUCACUACAAGCACAGAAGAGGCAUCGUUCAUGGAGACCUGAAGCCAGACACGGGUGAAGAGUUAGGAGAGGGAGAGGGAAUAUGUUGGGAAUUAAUGGAAUGGGAGGGAAUAAAAAUAGAAAAGUGGUUGGUGUUGAGGACAGACAGAAAAGAGAAGAAAGGAAAGGUGAAAAAAAGGAAAUUUUGCAUUGAUUUUCCAUCAGUUUAUUUUAAAGAAUUUAUUGCAUGGAAUAUUAUUGAUCUCCAUAAUUUGUAUGGCCUUUAUAAACCAUGAAUUUAUUCCAUUGAGAUAUUAUCCUUCUCCGAGGCCAUUCUAAUCUAAAUGUCUUUUCACGGAAUCUCUUGUUCAAUGAUUCUUCUGAAGAUUCAGUUAUUAAGAUUCUGAUUUUGGGUUGGCACGUUUGAUGAUGCCCGACAAGGAAAAGGAUGGCAGCACGAAGACACCGUGCUUCACUCUUCACUAUGCAGCGCCAGAAGUGUUGCGGCAAGCAGUGCAGAAGGGAGCAGAUGGCUGUGAUGAAACCUGUGACUGGUGGUGGUGGAGCUUGGGUGUGAUUCUGCUAAGUCCAAAAAUAAAUCUUUAGAGGAUGAUGUCAAUGAAUGUAGCUCAUAGGAGGACCUUGUCAAGUGUUCACCAUGUUCAUCUGUGUACUAGUCUUCAUAGUUAAUAUUGUGUCCAGCUUUUAUAUUAGAUCAUCAUAUAACCUGAAGUAGAGACACUGACCUAGGGUAACAAAAAGGAAAAAAAAAAGGGGGAGAAGGAUUCACUGAGGUGCCAGUCCCUAAAGAAAGGUGAAAAUAGGAUCAUCCAAAAUUAGAGGAUAAGUGUCUUGAAACCUCCUUCUUGAAAGAGUUAAAGUCAGAGGAAGAGGGAAAUACAGAAGCAGUCUGGGAGUUCCAGAGAAAACCUGUUGUAUUCUAAUCCUUUCACUGUGACUUACUGCAAUUCACAUCCCUGAAUCCAUUCCACAAAAUAUUUACAAGCAUCUACAAGAAAAGGAUUUAGUCAAUUUUUCAACAUCAAGGCAGUAAAAUGUUUUGAGAUGGCAGUAGAACAAAUGUCUCAGAAUGGUUUGUGAUUAUUAAAAAACAAUAUGCUGAAUUGCAGUAUAAGGUCUAAGAUUUGUUAUAUGGUUAAUGCUGUCAACCCAGCAGGAGGAAGAUGUUCUGGACACCUGGUUCUCCUCUGGCCUGCUUCCCUUUGCCUCGCUGGGCUGGGCGGGUCAGGGGAGGAGAGAGACCACGCCUGACCUUGCUCGCAUCUACCCAACGACCUUGAAGACGGGUAACGGCAUCCUCUUGUGGGUGGUUCAGGUGGUCAUGCUGGGACUCAACUUGACGGAGAGGCUUCCCUUUGAGACUGUGGUGCUGCAUGGCCUCCCGUGUGAUGGUGGCGGCCACAAGACGUCAUAGUCCUGGGGCAAAGUGAUAGACCCCCUGGAUGUGAUCAGUGGUGGCGUCCCUGGAGGGACGUGGCCUCCUGUGUCCUCCGUGUUCUCGCCCGGCACAGAGGAAUCACGCAGUGAGGCGCCGGUGAGGAAUGCAAUAGACAAGCCAGCAGAGGCAAUAUUCAAGUAUCCAGCAUGUCGGCGGUCCCGUUGAUGCCGGAUAAGAGGGACUCUACUGUAUCAUUCUUUUUUAUCCUUCAUUUAUUUCUACCUCUUCCUUCUCCUCCUGCUCCUCCUCUUCCUCUUCCUCCACUUGAUUGAACAUUCCUCUUGCGUGUGUGUGUGUGUGUGUGUGUGUGUGUGUGUGUGUGUGUGUGUGUUUAAUUAGUAGUAUUAUGAGUGUAAAUAAUGUUAAGAUGAUGUGUCUUUGGGGGGAGAGGCAGGGGAAUGUAUUGUGAAGUAAUGAGUGAUGCUAUUCUAGAUACAGCUGUGAUAUUAAUGGGUUCUGGACACACACACACACACACACACACACACACACACACACACACACACACUAGGGAUGGGCCAGCAUUUCUACAUUAAUUUCACUCAUAAACAAUUUUAAAUAACCUGAGACAUCUAAUAUAAACAACGGCAAUAAAGUCACUUAACAUUGUAAUUGAUUAUCUACAUUUACACUUCUAAUAUAACUUCCUCCCUACAAAAAUCUAACAUGACAACUUCUCGUGUGAAUUAUGCUGUAGGUUUAAAUCUUGUAGGGUGAAUAUUUUUAAAAGUUUACCAAAGGGGACAUUGAAAAGUUGCAGUACAUUAGAGGCACCUAUACUGUUGAUGUCACAAGGGGUUCAUAGCUAGUCUUGGCAAUACUGGUACAAUCCUUCCGUGCUUUUAAGGGUCUUGUGUGGUCGUAUUGUUGUUGAAGCAGCCCUGUGUGUAAAUAGGUAGAUUUGCUGUUGUUAUUUAUUUAUUAUUUAUUUGUUUAUUUGUUUAUUUUAUUUAUUUAUUUUUUAUUUGAAAGUAGCAAUAUUAUGGUUCUUUUUAUUAUUAUUUUGGCUGUCCUGUGUUUGGGAUUGCUGGACUCAUAUAUAGAUGGGUAGUUUUAUUUAUUUAUUUUUUUUAUUUAUUUAUUUUUUUAUGUUUUUCUUAUUUUGUUGUUUAUUUUUGUGUUAUUUAUUUAUCCUGCCUGGCAUACAGUUAGAUUUAUUGUUAUUUUCUUGUUUAUUUGUUUAUAUUGUUUUAUUUUAUUUACUAUUUGUUUAGUUAAUGAUUUAGUGGUAUUGGUGUGUAAUACUCCUCUUUUGAGAUAGAAACACUGACAGUGUAAUAACAUUUCAUCAUAAAAUAUGCCAAUGCUGGUUGAAUUAUAAUCAUUGUCAUUCCUCAUGCUAAGCUUAUUAUUAUUAUUAUUAUUAUUAUUAUUAUUAUUAUUAUUAUUAUUAUUAUUAUUAUUAUUAUUAUGUUAUGCAUUACUCUUUUAAUUUGUGCAGGAAAUAUUAUGAUGUUUUGUUUCAAGAGUUCACAUCUAUAUAGAUUGAGCCAUCGUAUUCAUGUUUUUCAUUGUGUAGUGUUGUAAAUAUACUUUAUCUGUAAAUAAAAAAAUGUAUCAUA
Molecule: messenger RNA, 4214 nt
Organism: Scylla paramamosain (green mud crab)
Lineage: Eukaryota; Metazoa; Arthropoda; Malacostraca; Decapoda; Portunidae
Product: ribosomal protein S6 kinase alpha-5-like
Biological process (GO): peptidyl-serine phosphorylation; regulation of DNA-templated transcription
Molecular function (GO): protein serine/threonine kinase activity; ATP binding
Source: RefSeq, a predicted model, not a curated record